UUUCACUACUGCAGGGAGAUCAGUCUGGCCAAGUGAAAGGAGCAAUGUGUUACAGUACUAGGUAAUCAGCAUGAAUGGGCCAGAGGCAGUUGCAGUUGGAGUCACUUAUGCAAAAAGUGAAAACUUUGAGCCACAAGCAAAAAAACAGAGACUGGAUAAUGAUGGAGAACAGGAAAUAGAUUUUGAAACUUCACUGGCUUCCAAAAGCCUGAGAGACCAAAAUGAAAUCUCAAACCUCUGUGAUGGAAAAGAGCAAGUCACAGCUGUCACUCAUGACCAGAUUGAACCCAGCAAUGAAAGCACAGCAAUUGCAGGCAGUGAGAAGAAAAGUCUAAUAAAAAUUAUGGAGGAGUCGAUUUCAGAGGGAAAUAAAAGUAUUGUCAAUGGCAAGCAACAGCUAAGUAACAACAUGGGAGACAGAAAGACUCAAGUUUUUAGUGAUUCAAAAGAUAUGCCCACCAUGAAAAAGGAAAAACCAAGUUUUGAGGAAGAUGAUCCAUUUUCAGCACUGGACUGGAAAGAUGGAAUUGCUACCCUUCCAGGGAGCAAUCUUAAGUUUAAACUGACUGAGUUUGGGACUCUAGAGAUAAUAAGUACAGUGGAAACAGAGAAGGGUGAAAUACAAUGGAGCACACCAACAGAACUUCGAAAGACAGGGAGUGAGAAAACAAAUGAAAAAUUAAGAGACGGAACUAGACCAGAUGACGAGAAAGACAGCGGUAUUCCGAAAAAAGCUAAAACGGCAAAAAACAGUUCUCCUAAUGCUACUGACGUCCUGUGCUGUGAAGUGUGCGGAAAGCAUGGAUUGCUUCAGGAAUUCUCAGCAUCAGGAAGGUUUUGUGGUUUGUCUUGUGUGGGAGUAUACACUGGCAGAAGAAACAAGGGCAGGGAGUUUGUGCGCAAAGUCAAAACUGCAGACGGAAAGAUUGUGAAGAAAAAAAAGAAGGGAAAAGGAAAGAAAAUUGGAACUGCGGAGAAACCACCGGUGGCAGCUGGUGCGCAUGACUCUAUAACGUCAGUUCAGGAUGCUCCGCUCAUGGGCAAGUUUAAACUAAAAGGUAAAGGAGAAAAACACAAAAUGAAAGCGGCCAAACAGCCAAUCUCGUUGGAACCCUCUAAUCUGACGAACGGAGAAGACGUUCCAUAUGACUCCACCAAACCGUUCGUAUGGUCAGAGUACUUAGCAGCUUGUGGUGCCAAAGCAGUUCCUAAUAUUGUUUUUAAACAGGAGAACCCCUCUCUGGAUGUGUUUCCAAAGCCAAAUCAUUCUUUCAAGAAGGAUUACAAGUUGGAGUGUAUUGACCCUAAACACCCGUCUUACGUCUGUGUGUGUACCAUUGUCAAAGUCAAAGGAGCACGCCUCAGGCUCCAUUUCGACGGCUGGUCCGAGAGUUACGACUUCUGGACUAACGUGGAUUCACCGUUUAUCUAUCCCAUGCACUGGUGUGAGAGGAUCGGCCAGGUUCUGCACCCACCAAGAAGUUUCACAAAACAGGAGUUCAAGUGGGAAAAGUACUUGAAGAAGUGUGGAGCUAGGGCGGCUCCAGAAAAUCUGUUCAGAGAGGUCCAACCAACAUUACACGGAUUUAAAAUCGGCAUGAAACUAGAAGCUGUUGAUCGCAAGAACCCGGAUCUGAUCUGUGUUGCCACGGUAACCAACGUGAUCGGCAACUAUUUCUUGGUUCAUUUCGACGAGUGGGACGACUCCUAUGACUACUGGUGUCAAGACGAUUGUCCAUAUAUUCAUCCUGUAGGGUGGUGUGCAGAGAAUGGCAAGAAACUUAACCCUCCCAAUGAUGACGAAGUGUACACAUUCCAGUGGGAGGAGUACCUGAGGGAGACUCGUACUGUUGCUGCGCCUCCAGAUCUCUUCAAAAAGCGCCCGAAGCCAAGUUUUAAGCCCGGCGAGAGAAUGGAAGCGGUUGAUAAACGGAAUCCAUCGUUAGUUCGUGCAGCCAGAGUAGCUGCAUUGGAAGAGUACAGAGUAAAGGUGCAUUUUGAUGGCUGGGAUGAUAUCUAUGAUGACUGGUUUGAUGCUGAUUCCACCGACCUACACCCAGUGGGGUGGUGCGAAAAAACGGGACAUCCUCUGGAAACACCCCUAACUACCCGGGAGAAGAUCUCAAGUGCUGCCUGUCCGACUCCAGGAUGUAAGGGCAUUGGUCAUGUAAAGGGCGCUAAGUAUUCCACUCAUCACAGCACAUUUGGCUGCCCGUAUUCAUUGCAGAACCUGAACAAAGACUCGUGCUUGGUGGAUCGGCUCUCCAACAACUCCAUGACUGAAGAAUCCGACUGGUCGUACGCUUCUAAACAGAAAACUACUGGAUUCAAAGAAGUAAAACCUGAGAUUCCUUCAAGUCCAAUCGUAGAAGGGGUGUGCCCCACACCAGGAUGCGAUGGCCUGGGUCACGUCACCGGACAUUGGAAGACUCAUUACACUCUGUCAGGCUGCCCAAACAAUGAAGCAAACCAAGGCAAGAUCUUUUCGAAGCAUACCAGCAAGUCUCCAGUCAACAAGAAAAAUCCACACCUCUCUCCCACGUCCAACAGUCCUCCCCCUGUCAUCUCAGGUACCAAAGCACCGGUUGGUGGAAGUAUCAUAUCUACCCGAAGCUCUGCCAGGAAAGUUUUUGUCAAAGAAGAGAAACAUCAAGGAAUUCGCCAGAAGUAUGCAGACAAGGCUGUUCAACAUGUCACACCGUUUUCGUUUCCGUGGCCUUUGGGAAGCCAGUUCUCCAUGAUGGGUCUUAGCGAGCUGAAGGCCGCCAUCAGUUUAGAAAAUGAAUCGGUGGCUUCCAACGAAAGGCAACGUAUCAUUAAAUGGACUGUGGAUGACGUUAUGAGUCACGUGCGCUCGCUCGGCUGCUUGGAACAGGCUAAGAUAUUUGGAGACGAGCUAAUUGACGGAGAGGCGUUCUUGUUAGUGACCCAGAACGAUAUCGUCAAUAUUCUCAAGAUCAAGCUUGGACCAGCGCUCAAAAUUUUUAACACCAUACCAAAGCAUUGAUAACGUUUCUAGUUCCUCUCCAUAAAAAAUUAUCAAACAUUUUUUUAUCCUUGCUAAACGCCGUACGUACGCAAAAGGUUGAAAAGGUAUAUCCAUCGUCAUCCAUGGAGAAGAGAGACAGGUCUAUGAAAAAAUAGAAAUGUUUUCCAGGUAGCCCGCGAAUAAAUAACAACGGAAAGCAAAAGGGUUCAAGGCACCGAGGACCUUAGAGCCAUUACGAGGACACUUCCCACAGAGUUUGUGUUGCUGAAGAGUAAUUGCUCGGGUGAACCUCAUAUUCUGACGCCAUUUUUGGCAUGAAACACCUCAGAGAACCGAUUUUACAUUUUUCUCUAACGAAAUUGGAGCAAGAAAUACUAACGCCACAUUCAGUUUUCAUUUUGACGUGCUCCAAAUUUACUACUGAGGUACAAGUAAUGUUAACUAGAACUGUGUUCUACUAAGAUAAUCCGGCAGCAUGUAAGAAACGAAGCUCCCACUUCACGGAAGUUCGUGGUUUAAUUUCAUUGCUUGGAAGUAGUUUUAGAUUAUUCGGAUUCCUAUUACCAGAUUUGUCAGCUUUGCACACCGAUUACUAACGCACUAAAACAAAAAACAAGGAAGUUUGACUGCACUGCAGUUAAUUUAUCUAAUGGAUUGGGUAACUUCCAUUAUUCAUUGUAAGGUUUUUAUUCAAUAGUAGUCACACAUAGAAAGAGUAACCUAAUUGUAUCGCUACAAUGAGUAUGUAAAUUUAUUUUUUAUAUAAACCAAUUUUAAUAUAAAUAAAAAAGAUUAUUGACCGAGA
Molecule: messenger RNA, 3794 nt
Organism: Stylophora pistillata
Lineage: Eukaryota; Metazoa; Cnidaria; Anthozoa; Scleractinia; Pocilloporidae
Product: lethal(3)malignant brain tumor-like protein 4
Biological process (GO): negative regulation of DNA-templated transcription
Cellular component (GO): nucleus
Molecular function (GO): chromatin binding; histone binding; zinc ion binding
Source: RefSeq, a predicted model, not a curated record